GUACUAUGCAAGCACUUAUUCGAAGCAGCCCUAAAUCUACGUGCUUCGUGGCCGACUUGUACUUGUAGCUUUACUUCUGGCUGUUAACUUCAUCCUCUCCCUCUCUGCUCUCGACUAUGUUGUGGAGCAUUCGCGAUCCACCCUCUCCUGUUUUUGUUCCCUCAUUGGUGCCGGAGGGUAUAUGCUAUUCUGAGCCAAGCUCUCCAAAGGCAAACACACCAAACUUGUCUCCAACUCCAGCGGCAGAUCCACCUUCACCAUCUUUCCCUCGUCCUUCUCCUCCGAGUAUCAGGCUGGAUUUGGUGGGGCAAGAGCAGUGGUCUACGAAUCCGCUGCAAGUCACGUCUACGUUCAUUGUCGUAGGUGACAAUGGCUUUCAGCCGGUGUCUAGCCCUGCAUAUAAGAAAGGCGGGAAGUGGAAGACUACGCAAUCCAUCGUUAUUGAUCCCAGUGUCACUGCGGUCCACGCUUGGCUUCAGUCAGGCCUAGCUGGGUUUCCGCCUGAGAAAUCUUCGAUUCGUGCGUCGUUCAGGAGGGACUUCUGUGUCCUUGUGAUGUUGGAGGACGACAGGGAAGAAUGCAUGCUCCAGAAACAAGACACCGUCUCGCUAGGACACUGCGAUAUUACUCUUCCAUUGGGAGAACCCUUCAUUGAUCUGGUCAUCACCGUAGCCCCCUCAAGCUCAGAGCCUUCCUCCGAAGUCUCUCGAACAAUCUCUGAGCCUAUGUCAAAGGCCAUUAGAGCCUCGCUUGACGGCAGCUUUCUCAUUGGCGUCAAACUUAUGGUUUUUACACGUAAAUAUGGGGAGACGUCCGCAUGUAACCGUCGUGCCAUUUAUGCAAGCAGCAGCAUUUUGAAGGGUCGUAGUGCGUUCUUGGAGAGCUAUAUCAAUGGUCCUUACGAUGACCCACCGCCGGGCGUCUGCCAGUAUCCCUAUGAUGAAGACAGUGAUCUCCCUUGCGACAUCCCUCAAAAGUCUGACCGCACAACUAUAAGACCACAACCGGAAGCACUUUCCCGUGCUUUAUCUCCCGUCGAUAUCACAGGCUUGGAUACAGUACAGCCUGCGCCACUCGAAUUCCGUGGCAGUGAAAAGUCAUCUCCAGCAUCGAUAUUCGAUUCGCCACCCUUAUCUACCACAUCUUGCAAAAAAUCACCGGCCAAGAGUUGUCGCUCUCUUGUCUCAAUCGACGCUCUGUCCUAUCAAAAAUCUGACGUUAUCAACGUUUGUGGGCAUGAGAAGGCAGAAUCUCCCGUCUGCAAUGAAUCUAUGGGUCGGCUUGCUGAGGUUACGAAUCAUCGCGUGGAAGAUUACCUAGCCACUACAGCGGAGCCUCAACAGAAAGCUCCGACGUCGCUUCCACACCUGGUAUUGGUUAACGACGUGGCUUUCAGGACCUUCCGAGCCUUGAUGGUAUACAUGUAUACCAAGGAGGUCGCUUUCAUCCCUCUCAAAUCCAGUGGUGGGCGCUCGUACAACGUCGGUGAUGCAUGUUCUCCGAAAUCAAUGUAUCGCCUUGCAGUCAAAGCCAACCACGAGGGCCUAAAGAAACACGCAUUCGACAAUUUACGCUCUCAGCUUGGGCCUGCGAACAUUAUUACGGAGAUCUACUCGAAGUUUACUAGAGAUCACCCCGAGAUAUUUGACAUGGAACUGACUGUCUUGCUGGAUCACUUUACGAAUUCUACGGUAAGAGGCGAGUGGGAGAAGAUGAUAGACUUGGUGGCGAGCGGUCGGCUUCCACACGGCUCAGAUAUUUUGAAGAAAGUGACUCGUGUCUUGCGCACUUGACUAACAAUUCCCUAACUUUAUCCUGCGAUCUUUUGAACUCUGAUCAUUCAUCGGACUGGUCACGUACAUAGCUAACUAAUCGAAUGCAUUACAAGGUCACGCGUCGUCUUUCGCU
Desarmillaria tabescens is the source of this 1908-nucleotide messenger RNA. RefSeq lists its product as uncharacterized. NCBI's taxonomy places the organism in Eukaryota, Fungi, Basidiomycota, Agaricomycetes, Agaricales, Physalacriaceae. The coding region runs from base 117 to 1793 and encodes 558 amino acids. The transcript is spliced from 6 exons. The record is from RefSeq and is a predicted model, not a curated record.